This is a messenger RNA of Angiostrongylus costaricensis, 750 nucleotides long. Lineage: Eukaryota; Metazoa; Nematoda; Chromadorea; Rhabditida; Metastrongylidae. The record is from the annotation of a GenBank genome assembly.
AUGACAGCGAACACCUCAACGGGAGUUGUCGACAACGCCUCUUCGAAUGCUUUCAGUUUUCCGUCACAAUCCGGUCAAAUGCCGUAUUUCAACUUCCCGUCGAAUUACAACCCAACUAGCGAUUUUUCCAGCGUGAAUUUUCUAGUAAAUCGCUUCGGAGGUCCAAAUCUUGGACUGAAUAUUGCCGCAUCACAAGGACUGGUGAAUUCGAUGAGCCGGCGAAAACGACGAGUGCUUUUCACACAGCAACAGGCAAGUAAACGUAUUUAUUAUGAUGAUGAAUUAUUUGCAAAGUUAGUGAAUGAGUUGGAGCGACAAUUUCGACAUAAGAAAUACUUAAGCGCUCAGGAUAGGGAAAUCCUUGCCAAGAAUAUCGGCCUGUCACCCACUCAGGUGAAAAUCUGGUUCCAAAACCAACGUUACAAACAUAAACGGCAGGAUAAGGAAAGGGCGAUGAGUAAGGGUGGAAGAGAGAACAGUGAAUCUCCUGGAAGUCAUGACGAGAGCGAUGGCGAAACCGUGACAUCUGAUAGUAUUAAAGCCGAAAAAAUUGACUCUGAAGAAAAGCCAUCGGCAUUCCCAUCUUCGGCCGUCAACGACGCCUCCUGUCUUCCGGAUAUCAAUAAUCCGAUUUAUCAGCAGGCGAUGUACCAACAGCAUGCGGCUUAUAUUCCACAAGGCAUCCCGUUUCCAUUCCCUCAGGGCUAUCCAGCUACCGGUCAAUAUCCAUAUUCACAAUAUCGAUUGUGA